AUGUCUUCACUACCUCCGAAAGCAAGUGAUCCCGAAUUUCAAAGUACAGAAUCGAUGCCAGCAUUUGACUUGCUUCCUACCGAAAUGCAUCUGCGUAUCUUUGCGCAUUACUGGUCUUUCGGAAGUCUCAAGUUUGAGAACGCAGUAGAAAGGCGUGUGAUGGAUGUGACGGAUGAACGUUAUGAUAGGAUCAAGUCCGACGAUGUUCGGAGUGAGAUGGCUCUCCUUUACGUCAACAAAAAGAUACACGACAGGUUUGAAGACUUUAUCUAUGGCCAAGCUAGGCUUCGACUUCGUUUCUGUAUCGUGCAGGUAUUUAAGCCUGAGCUCAAAUCAUGGUUGGGGGAACCCUGGAAGAAUAUGUGGCCGCCUAGUAUGCUCGUCGACGACGUAGAAACGGUCCUACGCACGUAUUUACCACUCUUGAGGCGAGUCCGAGAUGUCCGAAUCCAUAUUGAAUUCCCAUACCACAAAACAGAGGUUCCAAUCAAAAAGCAGCAACGUUAUAAACUUGGACAACUCAGAAAAUUGACUGAGGUCAUCACGACUUCGUUCCCAAGUCUGGAAUUGCCAGGCAUAGGCAGAUUAGAGGUCGGCUUGCAUGCUAAUAAUUCGUCUUCGGAAGAUCUCGAGGCGCUGAUGCCUAUCUUCCACAUGAAUGUUGCUCACAAGGAGUUAUUUGAACUAGGAUAUAAAGAGAGGACAAACUUUACAAUCGGUAGGAGGGAUCGCGAGGAUCAUCGAAUGAAUUUUGAGAACGCAAGAGGUAGAUAUUACAUGUCGAUUGGUAAAAUCAUUCCUUUUAUUGAACCAAGUUAG
Botrytis deweyae is the source of this 819-nucleotide messenger RNA. RefSeq lists its product as uncharacterized. Bases 1 to 819 code for a protein of 272 amino acids. Lineage: Eukaryota; Fungi; Ascomycota; Leotiomycetes; Helotiales; Sclerotiniaceae. The record is from RefSeq and is a predicted model, not a curated record. The transcript has a single exon.